UUGAAUUAAAGAAAUUGUGGAUGUCUUCCGGUAUUAUAAAUCAUAUAAUGUUAUUUUUUCUCAAUUGUAAAAUUGGGGGCAAAAAUAGAAAAAUACAGAGACUCCAGAACAAUCUGGUUAGAAUAAAUUGAAAUAGUUACAGGGACAAAAUUGAAUUAAGAGCUGAACUGUCGCUUGCAUUGCUCUGCAAUUCUACACCAGUUAUCGUCCUCGUCCUCCGCCUGUAAAACAAUAAAUUUAUUCCCUCACCUUUAUUGCAUGCGCUCACUUCUUACAAGGAAAGGAAAGAGGGGAAAGUGCGUAAGUAUUUUUCAGCGCGAUUCAUUUGGCCUUUUCUUUACCCUAGUUUAGUGAUGGCCAGGGCUGCAACAUCAUCUUGAAGCGAAUCUUGCUUCCGCGAGCGUACUGAGUUGGUGAUGGACAGUUAUAAGGUCACUGCCCUGUUGAAAAGAGCCACCGAGACCAAAGACAUACAUCUAGGAAGACUCAUACACGCAUUCCUUAUCAAGACUGCAUAUCAGUGUAUGCCCAGUUCGGACGCUAACAGAAGACCUCCAAACACUCCCAACAGAUGGAACAGAGAAGACCGGCGCGAAGUUAUAAUACGAGAAGACCAGCGCGAAGUUACAAUCCGAGAAGACCAGCGCGAAAAUACACUACGAGAAGACCAGCGCGAAAAUACUUCACCAUCGGAAUUGGCUUGAAAGCCUGUUCCGGUAUAGAAGCUGCUGAAAAAGGCGAACAGACUCUCGCCCGUGAUGUAAAAAUCGGAUUAGAAGGCGAGGUCUUUAUAACAAGCGCUGUAGCGGACAUGCAUGCGAACCGGGGAAAGAGGAAGGAUGUACGCAAUCUGUUUGAGAAAAUGCCCCAGUGCGUCGAGGUGCCAUGGAAAAGUCACAGGGAUGUGGGAUUCGUUUGUCUGAAGAAGGGAGAAGUCAAGAGGAUGAAUGGGCACCCUUUAGCUUUGACCAGGGCUUGUUCGAUUUCAGCAGCUUCGGAACAAGUAUAUAUAGGUUAUGCAUAUUUUACUUCUAUGGAUGGAGAUUAUGGAGUCACACCAAGAAUAAAUUACUGUAAUUGCAUGGUUGGCCUUCUUUCCUGGGCAGGACAACUGACUGAUGCAGAAACUCUAAUCAAGGAAAUGCCAUUUUCUCUUGAUAUAGUUGUGUGGCCGACCUUACCUGGUGCCUGCACAAUCCUUGGCAAUCCAGAGUUUGGAGCUCCAAUGGCACAACACAUCUUUGAGUUGGAUCCACAAGCUGAUAUAUCAUUUGGGAUGCUAUCUAGUAACUAUGUUGGAUUUAGCAUACUGGAUGAAGUAGCAGAAGUGAGGAAACUGAUUAAUGAUCGGAGGGUUAGAAGGGCGGCAGGGUACAGCUGGAAUGAAGUGAAUGGCAAGUCGCAUCUCUUUAUGGUUGGGGGACCCCUCGAUGCUGCAAAUGGAUGAAAUGCACGUGAAGAUGGAAAGAUUGACAGAAGAAAUCGAGGAAGCAGGGUACAUGCCUGAUACGAAGUAUAUGCUUCAGAUAGUUGGAAUGGGUAAGAAGGAUUGCUAUCUUACCAAUCAUAGUAAAAAUCUAGCGAUUGCUUUUGGGUUCACAAACACCUCUGCAUGACUAUAUUUCAGCGCGAUUUAGUUUACACCGCCGCCAAAGUGGAAUGAGUUCCUCCUGGACCCUCAAAUGAUUUGCGUUGCAACGUCUUUAAGACUAUGAGCGAUGUUUUUCAAUGAAUUUUUCAAGAGAUGCCUUUCCUGGAAUUGCUUAUCUUCUCUUUUGUUACCCUUUCAGAAAUGACAUUUUCCACUUUCCAAAGUAUUAGGAGAUUCAAAUUUUCUGAAGGAGCAGAAUAUAAUGGAGUAUUUUUUAUUGCCAAA
Cryptomeria japonica (Japanese cedar) is the source of this 1876-nucleotide messenger RNA. RefSeq names its product pentatricopeptide repeat-containing protein At4g02750. Lineage: Eukaryota; Viridiplantae; Streptophyta; Pinopsida; Cupressales; Cupressaceae. The transcript has 3 exons. Gene Ontology annotation, biological process: RNA modification. Gene Ontology annotation, molecular function: protein binding; RNA binding. The record is from RefSeq and is a predicted model, not a curated record. The coding region runs from base 572 to 1447 and encodes 291 amino acids.